Messenger RNA from Microtus ochrogaster (prairie vole), 1428 nucleotides. It is a transcript of the gene Spic, whose product is annotated as Spi-C transcription factor. Gene Ontology annotation, cellular component: nucleus. Gene Ontology annotation, biological process: cell differentiation; regulation of transcription by RNA polymerase II. The record is from RefSeq and is a predicted model, not a curated record. NCBI's taxonomy places the organism in Eukaryota, Metazoa, Chordata, Mammalia, Rodentia, Cricetidae. Gene Ontology annotation, molecular function: sequence-specific DNA binding; DNA-binding transcription factor activity, RNA polymerase II-specific. The coding region runs from base 1 to 1428 and encodes 475 amino acids. The transcript has 9 exons.
AUGCCAGCUGACCAGCAAGAGAGCACGUCUCCUCCAACCGUGACAGUAACUCUGGAACAAGUUGACAGUGGUUUAGAAAGUCCAAUAUGCAAAGAUUACACAGUGGAAGAAGCCGGAGACUUACCCCGUGAUCGCCUCUUCCCAGCAGCUGUGUUGGUGUCACCCUCACCGCCUGGCACAUGUCCCGUGUUUACGACUUUAAAUGUUACAUAUCUGGAGCUGUUCAGAAUCUUAGCCCGGCACAAGAGACAGCUUCACCAACAGCACAGGCAUGAAGAUGGACGAUUCAAACGGAACCUCAUGGAGCUGAAAGGCUUCUUUGCCGCUUGGCUCCUCGAGCGCAGUGAGACCAGGAAGGCGGCAGAGCUCCUGGUGCUUACGAUUACGUCAGAACGCAGGGAACCAGGGUUCUGCAACCUCCGCGGGACCCUAAUUGUAGGACGCGCUUCUUCCAAGCCAGGUGACUUUCAGCUGACCUUGCGAAGGAGUGAACUUCUGCAAAAGAGGCUGUUGAUCGGGGAGCCUCCCCGCGCCCAGACUCCUUCCAAGGAAAAAGCAGGAGCCGUGUCUCAGAGGCAGUCGCUUUUCGGGACAGGCCUAGCCGGUUAUACACAACAUAGCCAGAUGAUUGCUCUCAAAGCCUUCUGUGAGGAGGAGCCUGGUACCGUUUCUGUUUUGUCUGCUAUCGGUGGAGGUGUUGAACAGACUUGCAUUGAGCAAGAUAGGCUGGGUCAAGUGUUUGAAGAUGCGAUUGAAGUAUUGACACAGAAUUCAGUUGGAGAACUUCAAUAUCCACCAGAUCACAAAAAUUACAUGACUUUCGUCAACCAGUACCCUCACAUCAGAGGCAGCCCCAGUUGCUGCGGGUUUACGCACCCAGAAGAACCCACCUGUAAUUGGAGGAGUGUAAUGAAUGGUUCUGCGGACUUGUAUUCAGAAGAAAGUUUUCAUCAAUCUCUGCAGAACAUAACUGAAAGCCAACUGGUACAAGCCUCCAUCUUCCAGCAAAAGGGAGGAAAAGGCAGGAGGAAGCUCCGGCUGUUCGAAUACCUUUUCGAAUCUCUGUGCAACUCGGAGAUGGCGUCUUGCAUCCAAUGGGUAGACAAAACCAAAGGUGUCUUUCAGUUUAUCUCAAAGAACAAAGAAAAGCUGGCUGAGCUUUGGGGGAAGCGGAAAGGUAACCGAAAACCCAUGACUUACCAGAAGAUGGCCAGAGCCCUGAGAAACUAUGCCAGGACAGGGGAGAUCACGAAAAUCCGCAGGAAACUAACCUACCAGUUCAGCGAAGCUGUUCUCCAGAAACUGUCUCCAUCUUACCUCCUGGGGAGAGACAUCUUCUGCUCGCAGUAUGGCCAGUACGAUCAGGAGUAUCUCAGCUUGAACCCUUGGAAUGUAAAUUACUAUACCUACGCGGGUUACCCGAGCUAA